AUGGCCCCUUUAGGAGUACCAAGUGGUGGUGGCGGCGGGCAUCGAGACUCCCUGGAGCUAGCCUCUCUCGCGAGCUCGAGCCACUUGAACGACGAUGAAGUGUCGAACCCAUCCUCCCGACCGAGCAUAUCCUCUUCGCGGAGGCUCUCCCUUAUUGACGAGGAGGACCCUCUCGAUGAUGGAAACCCUGCGGGCAGGGGGCGAAUGCACCGAUCUUAUUCAGUUUCGUCAGGCUUCGAUUUUGCCGCAAAUCUUUUCCCCCUCAGCUCGACGACGGGCGCCGACGGAUAUGCGCCCUUAGGGAACUCGACAUCGACAGCGCGACCGAACGCUGGCGCGGGUGGUGGAUUAUUGGAGCGGAAUAAGACGUUAACGUACUUCAAUGGGUUAUCGCUUAUCAUCGGGUUGGUGAUUGGUUCUGGGAUAUUCUCCUCGCCCAGUCAGGUGAACUCGAACGUUGGAUCGCCAGGAGCCGCGCUGAUUGUUUGGAUCGUUUCUGGACUCCUGGUAUGGACGGGAGCAUCCUCGUACGCAGAGCUCGGUGGCUCUAUUCCUCUGAAUGGCGGACCCCAGGUCUACCUCGCCAAAAUCUUUGGCGAGCUGUCUGGGUUCCUCUUCACCUGGGUCGCUGUUCUUGUGUUGAAACCAGGAAGCGCCGCUAUCAUCGCCAUUAUCAUGGGCGAGUAUCUUGUGCGGGCCUUUGCUCCAACCAAUGCGGACGAGCUCAGCCCUUGGGUAAGCAAGGGCAUUGCUAUGGGCGGCGUGGUCAUCGUCACGAUAAUGAAUUGCAUUUCGACCAAGAUGGGAACCAAGGCAAAUGAUAUACUUAUGCUAUUGAAAUUUGUCGCAUUGAUAGGUGUCACCAUUACCGGAAUUGUUGUCGCCAUAACAGGGUUUUCCUACGACGGGUCACCAAACAAGGAGUGGAAAUCAGAUUGGUUUACGGAUACAUCGGACGACUUGUCUGCUUGGGCUGUUGCGCUUUAUGCUGGCUUGUGGGCAUAUGAUGGCUGGGAUAACACAAGCUAUGUUGUUGGCGAGUUCAUCAACCCCAGCCGGGAUUUACCUCGAGUCAUCCAUACCGCAAUGCCGCUGGUCAUUCUGUCGUAUGUUGCUGGUAAUGUCGUGUAUUUCCUGGUCCUUCCCAUCGAGGACAUCAACAGUUCAAACACUGUCGCAGUGGCGUUUGGACACAAGGUAUUUGGCCCAAUCGGUGCCCUUGUGCUUGCACUUGUUGUCAGUGCCAGCUGUUUUGGGGCUCUCAACUCAUCGACCUUCACUUCCAGCCGCCUGAUAUACGUCGCGGGCAAGGAAGGUUAUAUUCCCGGAUUUUUCGGGCGCCUCGGUGUGGGUGCAGCGAGCGAGGAGUUGCGAGUGAGCAGACAGUACAGCCAGAGCUGGUUUUCCAAGAAAGCACGCUCGUGCUUCGCUGAUGGAGACAUGGGCUUGUUCUACACUCCCAUCUUCGCCCUGAUCCUCAACCUGGUUCUCACUCUUGCUUACUGUGUGGUCGGCGAAUUCGGCACCUUGGUCACAUUCUACGGAGUAGCAGGAUACACAUUUUACUUCAUGACCGUGCUCGGCGUCAUUGUUUUGCGCGUCAAGGAGCCGAACCUGGAGCGCCCAUACAAGACGUGGAUCGUCACCCCCGUGGUCUUCUGCUGCGUCAGUCUUUUUCUACUGAGCAGGGCGGUCUUCGCCCAGCCUCUCCAGACCGUCAUCGUCAUCGCAUUCGUCCUCGUCGGAAUUCCAGUCUUCUUCCUCUUUGUUAGGCGGAGAAAGGUGUCUGCGAAGCGGUUCGGGGACAUUAGCAGUAAACCGUGGUGGAAGUUUUGGCAAAAAUAA
Messenger RNA from Clonostachys rhizophaga, 1845 nucleotides. Lineage: Eukaryota; Fungi; Ascomycota; Sordariomycetes; Hypocreales; Bionectriaceae. The record is from the annotation of a GenBank genome assembly.